CUCCCAAAACUUUCCCUGGCAGCUUCAAGCAAAGAACACUAUCGACACGUGCCUCUGCUUCAUCAUCCUGCACCGACGCGCAUUCAUCCGAAACACUUCAAACUUCUCCGCCCAGCACAGUCAAUAUGGUCAAGCUUGAAGAAGUGCCCGACGAGGAGCUCUUUGCCUCGCAGCAGGGCCCCAAGGACGACGAGGACGAAUGGGACACGGAUGAUGCGGAAUCCGAAGUCUCAGACGUCGACGACGAUGAUGCCUACGACGAAUCGCUCCUCGACCGCGUGUACGCCCUCAAAGACAUUGUUCCUCCGACGUAUCGCAAACGCAUCAACAACAUUGCCGAAACAUCAUACUCGUGGGCCACCAGUGCCGCCAGAUUCAGCGGGAAGAGUUUGUGGGUGAUUAGCACGAGCGCACUGCUGCUUGGUGUGCCGUGGGCAUUGGCUUUCAGCGAGGAGCAGCAAGUGCAGGAGAUGGAGCGGGAAAUGAGAAUGCAGCAGAGUGCGAACGAGCUUCUCACACAGCCGGGUGGCCAGACCGGCGCAAAGCCAGCAUUGUAAGAGAUCAAGAUGGACUGUACAGUUUCGGAGCAUAGUAGCGACUUUAUGUGCCACGCAGGGCUUGUGUAGCGCUUGUAUUAUAUUCUCUGCUCAUUCGCUGUAUCGACUGAGACGCAGAGCUCAUCCGCCUUCGUAUCAGAUUCCCCAUUGCACACUGGACCGAUGGAGCUCACAGC
Cercospora beticola is the source of this 733-nucleotide messenger RNA. RefSeq names its product Tom22p (gene TOM22). Lineage: Eukaryota; Fungi; Ascomycota; Dothideomycetes; Mycosphaerellales; Mycosphaerellaceae. Gene Ontology annotation, biological process: intracellular protein transport. Gene Ontology annotation, cellular component: mitochondrial outer membrane. The record is from RefSeq and is a predicted model, not a curated record.